This is a messenger RNA of Eucalyptus grandis, 1250 nucleotides long. Its product is annotated as TIMELESS-interacting protein. Gene Ontology annotation, biological process: DNA damage response; replication fork arrest; DNA replication checkpoint signaling. Gene Ontology annotation, cellular component: replication fork protection complex; nucleus. Gene Ontology annotation, molecular function: zinc ion binding; DNA binding. The transcript is spliced from 5 exons. The record is from RefSeq and is a predicted model, not a curated record. NCBI's taxonomy places the organism in Eukaryota, Viridiplantae, Streptophyta, Magnoliopsida, Myrtales, Myrtaceae. Bases 104 to 982 code for a protein of 292 amino acids.
UUCUGGACGGCGACUCUGAAUUUUCGAUAGAAAUCCCCCCAAAAAAACUGCGACGGAAUCACACAGAGAGAGAGCGCCAAAUCGGAGAUCCCCGUCGGAAAAAAUGGCGGCCGCCGGAAAAUCAGCGCCGACGGGGUGCUACAAGUGCGGUCUGCCGGGCCACUGGUCCCGCGACUGCACGGCCGAUCCCGUCCAGAGCUCGAACCCUAACCCUAGACCUACGCUCCCUCCUUCUUCGUCGAUCCCCCGUUCCGGCGGCGCAGCAGCGGCAGCUCGGGCCGCCGGCUCCGAAGACAAGCCGGCGAAGCCGAAGAAGGUCCCCGCGAAGCGGCCCAAGCUCACGCCGGAGCUCCUCCUCUCCGACGACGGCCUCGGUUACGUCCUCCGCCACUUCCCUCGCAACUUCAAGUACCGCAGCCGCGGCAACGAGGUUAGCGAUCUGGGAAACUUAAUUGGCAUGUACCGGGAUUGGCACUCUCAUUUGAUUCCCUAUUACUCAUUUGAUCAGUUUGUUCAUAAGGUAGAACAAGUGGCUGCCACAAAUCAAGUAAAGAGAUGCAUCAGAGAAUUAAGGGAGAGAGUAGCUAGUGGUGGGGAUCCAACAAAGUUGCAUGAACCACCUCCACCCAAGGAAGAUGGUGUAAACGACGAUCAAGGACUUUCAACACCUUUUGAAUUCAUGGAUGCUGAGGAACCAACACAAAAUGAGAGAGAAUCGUUAAAUAACGCCAAUGCCAAUGACUUACCAGAAGACAUACUUGAUGAGAUCUAUGAGAAAGCAAUUGAAGAUCCACCUCCAACCUCACAAGGACACGAUGUCUUGGAUUCAGCAAAUGAAUCACAGAAACAAGACUCAAAUACGGUGACUAGUAAUUCUACCAAUAGCCAGAUCUCAGAUGAGCAAAAGGCUCGCAUGGAACUCAGCAGACUGAAGGCAUUGGAGAAGGCUGCAGCUCGUUCCCAUUUGCAACAAGGAAGCUAACUUGGGCUAUGUGUAUUGUUUUUCCUCCAAUGCUACCUUUUGCUUGUGAUGGACAUGGUACAUUGGAAGCUCUAGAUAAUCUGGGAAAGUGUGGUAGCGAUGAAAUUUUUGAUUAUCUUGAUUUGUGACUUGUCCCUUACAGGAUGUGAAGUCAAUUACUUAUUCAAAUGAUCCAAAUCUUUUGCUUUUUUUCCAAGCAAGAAGAAUGGAUCGUUCUACAUGGUGAUCUCAUUGUUGCAAUUUUGUUUAAGCUAAGACUCUAAUUGGA